GACACUGAUCUAUUUAAAACAGAAGAAAAUUUUGGCCAUCAAACGUUGUGUUUAAAAAGGUUAUUUUUUUGUUGAGCAUUUAAUUUUUAAAUAAUGAAAAUAUGACUAAUUGUAUAGAUGAAGAUUUAUUUGGAGAUCCAAAAUUCUAUAAAAAACCGAUUAAGGAUAUCGAAGAAAAAUGGAAACUAGUACCUGCUUUUCUAAAAAUUAGAGGUUUGGUAAAACAACAUAUAGAUUCUUUUAAUUACUUUAUUGCAGUUGAAAUUAAAAAAAUAGUUGAAGCUAACAAUAAGGUAGUUUGUGAUGCCGAUCCUCUGUUUUAUAUAAAGUAUACCAAUGUUCAAGUAGGGUCACCCGAUGUGGAUGAAGGUUUUAAUAUAAGUAAACCUACUACCCCACAUGAAUGUAGACUGAGAGACAUGACUUACUCGGCUCCUAUAACAGUAGAUAUAGAGUAUACUAGAGGUACUCAACGAGUAUCAAAGACUGGACUGUUAAUAGGAAGAAUGCCUAUAAUGUUGAAAUCCUCAAAUUGUGUUCUUAGUGGUAAAUCCGAAUAUGAAUUAGCUAAAAUGAAUGAAUGUCCACUGGAUCCCGGUGGUUAUUUUGUAGUUAAAGGUCAAGAAAAAGUUAUUCUCAUUCAAGAACAGUUAACUAAAAAUAGAAUGCUUGUUGAAGAAGGAAAAUAUGGUGUACAAUGUCAAGUUACUAGUUCUACUCACGAAAAAAAGUCAAGAACUAAUGUUUUCGUCAAAGGAAAUAAAUAUUUUAUGGGUCAUAAUACUUUUUCUGAUCCUAUUCUGAUUUCUGUGGUAUUUAAAGCUCUAAAUAUAAUAAAUGAUGAGGAGAUAUGUAAUUUAAUAGGAAUAAAAGAUGUUCAUAAGUUGAUUCCAACUUUAGAAGAAUGCCACAAUUUAAAAAUUUAUUCUCAAGAUUCUGCAUUAGCUUAUUUAGGAACAAAAUUAGUUGUUAAACGAUAUGUUACUGCUGCUUCCAAGUUGAAGACACCAGCAGAUGAAGCCAGAGAUUUAUUAGCAACUACAGUUCUUGCUCAUGUGCCUGUUAAGGAAUAUAACUUUAGAUUAAAAGCCAUUUAUUUAGGAAUUAUGGUCAAAAAGGUAAUUGAUGCUCAAAGUGAUAAUCUACUUUUAGACGAUAGGGACUACUAUGGAAAUAAGAGGUUAGAAUUAGCUGGUUCUCUUAUUUCUCUAAUGUUUGAAGAUGUUUUCAAAAGAUUCAACUGGGAAUUGAAAGCAAUUGCAGAAAAAACUAUUCCAAAAAUUAGAGCCACUCAGUUUGAUGUGGUAAAAUAUAUGAGAUCUGAUUUGAUAACAAGCUGUUUGGUAUUUGCUAUCUCAACAGGUAAUUGGACUAUAAAACGAUUCAGAAUGGAAAGAUUGGGUGUUACACAAGUUUUAUCAAGGCUUAGUUAUAUUUCAGCGUUAGGAAUGAUGACUAGGGUCAAUUCUCAAUUUGAAAAAACUAGGAAAGUAUCAGGACCGAGAUCUCUCCAACCAAGUCAGUGGGGAAUGUUAUGUCCUAGUGACACUCCUGAAGGAGAAGCUUGUGGUCUUGUCAAGAAUCUGGCCCUUAUGACACACAUAACUACUGAAAUCAAUGAACACCCCCUUAUUAAAUUGGCAAAAAGUGCAGGAGUAAGAUGUAUUAACAUGGUAGCUAGCUCUGGAAUUCACGCCCCUUCAUCGUACAUGGUUUUUCUCAAUGGUAAUAUAUUGGGAAUUACGACAAAUUAUAAAAGAUUAAUCAAAGUCUUUAGAAAGAGUCGUCGGUAUGGUUAUAUAUCUGGUUAUGUUUCCAUUUAUCCUAGUCAUUUACAUAAAUGUGUUUAUAUUAGUUCAGAUAGCGGAAGAUUAUGUAGACCCUACAUAAUAGUAAACGAAGGUCGUCCUCUAGUUAAUGAUAAACACAUCAUGGAAUUGGAAAAAGGCAUAAGGGGUUUUGAAGAUUUUUUGCAAAACGGACUCAUCGAGUUUUUGGACGUUAACGAAGAAAAUGACAGUUAUGUAGCUUGUUAUGAAAAAGAUAUUACAAUGCAAACCACGCAUUUAGAAAUAGCAGCUUUUACUUUACUUGGAGUUUGCGCCGGUUUAGUUCCGUAUCCACAUCAUAAUCAAUCCCCAAGAAACACGUACCAAUGUGCUAUGGGUAAACAAGCCAUGGGUACGAUUGGUUACAAUCAAAAAAACCGUAUGGAUACUCUUCUGUAUAAUCUCGUUUAUCCGCAAGCACCGAUGGUUACAACUAAAACUAUAGAACUAACAAACUUCGAUAAACUACCAGCAGGUCAAAACGCUACUAUAGCUGUAAUGAGUUACAGCGGUUAUGAUAUAGAAGACGCUUUAAUAUUAAAUAAAGCCUCUAUCGAUAGAGGUUUCGGUCGAUGUUUGGUUUAUAAAAAUGCAAAGUGUAUAUUGAAGAGGUAUCCCAAUCAAACUUUCGAUAGGAUUCAAGGACCCAUGUUGGAUUCUGUGACCGGACAGCCCAUGUGGAAACACACUGCUUUGGAUAAUGAUGGAAUUGUCGCUCCUGGGGAAUUGGUUAAAAAUAGACAGGUUCUUAUUAACAAAUCAGUUCCUACGAUAUCGACUGUACCAGGUAGUACCAAUACAUCUGUUGAAUAUAAAGAAAAUACUAUUACUUAUAGGAACGAGGAACCUAGUUAUAUAGAAAAAGUGGUGAUCACCACAAAUGAAGAUGAUGCUACACUUUUAAAGGUACUUUUAAGGCAAACUAGGAGGCCUGAGAUUGGUGAUAAAUUUAGUUCAAGACAUGGUCAAAAAGGCGUUGUUGGUUUAGUAGUUGAACAAGAAGAUAUGCCAUUCAAUGAAUACGGUAUAUGUCCUGAUAUUAUUAUGAAUCCACAUGGUUUUCCAUCUAGAAUGACUGUUGGAAAAUUGAUAGAAUUGUUGGCUGGAAAAGCGGGAUUAGUUGAAGGUAAAUUUCAUUACGGUACAGCUUUCGGUGGAUCAAAAGUAUCAGAUGUAAGUGAAGAAUUAGCCAAACACGGUUUUAACUAUCAAGGAAAAGAUAUUUUUUAUUCAGGUAUAACAGGUGAACCUCUCGAAGCAUAUAUAUACUCAGGUCCAGUUUAUUAUCAAAAAUUGAAGCAUAUGGUACAAGAUAAAAUACACGGCAGAGGAAGAGGUCCGAGAGCUGUGUUAACAAGACAACCAACUGAAGGUAGGAGUAGAGACGGAGGAUUAAGAUUGGGAGAAAUGGAACGAGAUUGUCUUAUUGGUUAUGGUGCUAGUAUGAUGUUGAUAGAACGUUUGAUGGUAUCCAGUGAUCAGUGCGAAGUUGAUGUGUGCAACAAAUGCGGCUUACUAGGAUAUUGCGGUUGGUGUAAUAGUUGCAAAAGCUCAGGACAAGUAUCCAGUAUAACAAUGCCUUAUGCUUGUAAAUUACUGUUGACAGAAUUACAAUCUAUGAACAUUACUGCCAGAUUGACUUUAACUCACUACUGCGAAUGAUGAAACCAAAACUUUGUCGGAUGUAAAUGAAAUAUUUUGUAAAAUCUAGUAAGACACCAGAAUACAUUGUUUUAAGAAGUGAUAUUCAUUUUAUUCUAUUUAUAUUAGUUGAAGUUUUUGUACCUAUUUAAUAAACGUUUAAAAUUUUUGUUUUUCGAUGGUUUAUUUCAAGUAAAUGUCAAUUUUAAAUAAAAACACAAUAAAAUUAUAGAAAAUUUA
This is a messenger RNA of Diorhabda sublineata, 3710 nucleotides long. RefSeq names its product DNA-directed RNA polymerase III subunit RPC2 (gene RpIII128). Gene Ontology annotation, molecular function: DNA-directed RNA polymerase activity; DNA binding; ribonucleoside binding. The record is from RefSeq and is a predicted model, not a curated record. The coding region runs from base 102 to 3491 and encodes 1129 amino acids. Gene Ontology annotation, biological process: DNA-templated transcription. Gene Ontology annotation, cellular component: RNA polymerase III complex. Lineage: Eukaryota; Metazoa; Arthropoda; Insecta; Coleoptera; Chrysomelidae. The transcript has 16 exons.